Molecule: messenger RNA, 900 nt
Organism: Cloeon dipterum
Lineage: Eukaryota; Metazoa; Arthropoda; Insecta; Ephemeroptera; Baetidae
Product: CD209 antigen-like protein E
Exons: 8
Coding region: 39-851 (270 amino acids)
Molecular function (GO): signaling receptor activity
Source: RefSeq, a predicted model, not a curated record
GUUUCCAUUCCAAUCACGGUCGCGAGUGGAAAAGCACGAUGAAAAGCCUGUGCGGAGCCUUUUUCCUUUUCGUCGGGGCAAGCUUCGCGUUUGCUCCUUUUUGCGAGGCCAGCAGCCACGUUAUUUUGCACGGACUGGAGCGGCAGCAGAGAAGCAGCAUUACCUACAGUUGUGAUGACCAAGCCUAUUACGAUGAACUUGCCAGAUCGAGACAAGCGGCAUGCAACGCAACCUUGGCGAACGAAACGGCCCUGCCCCUGCAGACGAAGAAUGAAUGUUUGCAGAACAAGCAGGAAUUAUCGGAAUUACAAAGGGCGAACCUAGAAACGUGCUCGCUGGCCCGCAGCGAGCAAGCUAUCAACUGCAGCAGAGAUCUGGGGGCUUUAUCUUUGCAGAUCAGUGAAUGCAAAGCUUAUUGCCCAGUUGCACCCACUGCUUUGAGCUUGACUGUUUUGUCAACGGGCUCAUACUAUAUCAGCUCUGCUAGUGAACUGAAGAGCUGGUUCAUGGCCGACAAGUUCUGCAAGUCCAACGGUCUGGAGCUGGCCAGCGUCGAGACCAUUGAGGAAAGCGAUGCCCUGAUUGCGGCGUUCGGGUCAAGCUCGGACAGAUUUUGGCUCUCGGGCACCGACUUAGGCAGCGAGGGUGUUUUCUACUGGAGCGGCGUCGGGCAAUUCAUAGACGCUUUCUGGUAUUUCGAGGACGGCCAACCGGACAACGCUAAUGGCAAUGAAAACUGCGUCCAAUACUUUGUCCAUCCGGAUUUUAGUGACGCAACUUACAAGUGGAACGACCACGAAUGCAAUGCGCCAUUUAGAUUUGUUUGCGAGCUAGAAUCUACAAAAUUAUAAAAAAAUAAAACGCAUUAUCCGACUCCUGGAUAGGUUUGAAACUUAUUAA